AUGGCGCGGCCACGCGUCUCCUGGCGCUCGACGACCGCCAUUCCAGAAGACUCUGACGUCGUCAACGAGCCGCUACAACAACAAGGCGAAGUGAAGUCUGCCGGUUGUAGUCCCAUGUUUCAACGUAGGCGUAAACUUCUUGGAUGUGCCGGCCCGUCACUCGACUCGUCCUAUCAGCUCAACGAAAUCGUUGAAGUCGGCGAAUUAGUGGCAGAAAUGUCUCCGCGUGCACGACGGAGUCGAUUGAGGAAGAUUUUUGCAUCGUUAACGCCUACUAAUAGAACAAACUUGAACCGUGAUCCGCUCGCGUUUAAGCGAAACACGAUCCCCAACGGCACCGAUAUUACCACACCCGAGUCGGACCCAUAUCGGAAACCGAAAAGUUUAAGUUCUUUCGAUUUGGACCGACGGAUCGAUGAGAACGAUAUUCUAACCGUUUGUGAAGAAGUCGAAAAGGAAGAGAAAACCACCCCGGUUGAAACGGAAAUGCCCUCAAAAACAGUUGAAGACGAUGAAAUCAAGUAUGUUACGCUCCUCGUGAAAAUCCGCUUGAAAGAAGGACAAAAUCUUGCGAUCCGAGAUGCAUCCGGAAGUAGCGAUCCAUAUGUGAAGUUCAAGUACAAAGAUCGUAUCGUGUACAAAAGCAGUACAAUAUUCAAAAAUUUGAACCCAAUAUGGGAUGAAGAGUUUCAGAUGCUUGCCGAAGACAUGACCUCUCCGAUCUCUAUCGAAGUAUACGAUUACGAUCGAUUCUGUACGGAUGAUUUUAUGGGAUGUGCAAGUAUAGACAUCAGUCAAGUGAAAUGGUUCCAACCUUCUGAGAAGAUUGUUGAUCUAGUCGACGAUGCAUCACCGACCGAAGAACUUGGCACUAUUUCUCUGACAAUUUCAGUGGUACCAUUGACAAUGGACGAGAAGGAUGAGUUCGUCCAAAAAUCAGUUCGUGGAGUAUUGUCGGAAGUGGCGAAGAAAAAGGAAAAAUUGGUGCAAAUGUGGGUGUCCGUGGUGAACAUCGUGCUCGUUGAAGGACGAAAUCUCAACCCGAAUUACAACUCAACCGCACUUCCUGAUCCAUACUGCAAAUUCAAGUUAGGAUGUGAAAAAUAUAAGAGUAAAAUCUGCAAUCGUUGCUCGGAUCCGAAAUGGAUCGAACAAUUCGAUCUACAUAUUUACGAAUUCGGCUCGGAAACGCUUGAAGUUAUGUGUCAGGACAAACGUACGACAAGUUGUAUCGGGAGGAUUGCAGUUGAUCUGCACGCGUUCCCACGUGAUCAAACCAUCCAGAAAUGGUACAAUUUGGAGGAUGCAUGUGGAUCGUUGCUGCUGCUGAUUACCGUAUCCGGUAGUCAUUCGAAGGAUAGUGUCGUCGAUUUGACGGAAUUCAAUCAGAAUGAUCUGAGAAAUUCGAUGGUGGAGCGAUAUGAUCUACUGCACACCUUUGACGACAUUAAGGAUAUCGGUCAAUUAACUGUAAAAGUUUUCCGUGCUGAAGAUCUCCAAGCAAAGGAUCUCGGUGGAAAAAGUGAUCCAUUUGCAGUUUUGGAGCUUGUAAAUACACGAUUACAAACUCAUACAGAAUACAGGACCCUUAACCCUCAAUGGAAUAAGCUGUUCACAUUUAGUGUAAAAGACAUCCAUACUUGUUUGGAGGUGACCGUCUAUGACGAAGAUCCGAACAACAAGUUCGAAUUUCUUGGAAAAGUCGUUAUACCGCUAAUGUCGAUUAAAAACUGCGAAAGGCGAUGGUAUGCUCUUAAAGACAAAAAGUUGAAUACUCGAGUAAAAGGUGAAAUUCUUCUCGAACUUGAUGUAAUAUGGAAUCCAUUAAGAGCAGCAAUUCGUACAUUCAAUCCACGAGAAAGAAAGUUUAUCGAAGUGGAGAAGAAGUUCAAGGCUGGAUUAUUCCGUAACACUGUUUUGGAGCUGAAAGAGUUUGGAUUAACUGUAGUAGACUACAAAAACUACAUUGAAAGCUGUUUUGAUUGGCAUUCAACGACCAGAUCAAUCACAGCUUUUUCGAUUUUCGUCGUUAGCGUCUACUACUUCGAACUCUAUCAUAUUCCUCUUCUGCUUCUACUCCUAUUCGCCAAAUGUCUCAUCUACAAACGAGUAGCAGAAGAGCUAUCACCCCGUUACGACAACAUCUCCUUACGAUACGAUGAAGAUGGUGAAGAAGAGAAGGAUCUGCCCACGCCCACAAAACAAACUCACAACUCGUCCACGAAAUCAAAGGACAAGGAAUCGUCAUCUUCUUCUAUUCGAGACACAUUAUCUUCUGUACAGGAGACGUUGACGGUCGUGCAAAACACUCUGGUAUUUAUUUGUGCACUAUUGCAACGGGUUCGAAACACUUUUAACUUUUCAUCACCGUGGUUGUCGUGGUUAGCUAUAGCAGUAUUGUCAGUCGUCACCGUCCUACUAUAUUUUGUGCCUUUGCGAUGGAUCAUCAUGAUUUGGGGUAUCAACAAAUUUACAAAGAAGCUACGUAAUCCACAUUACAUUGAUAAUAACGAAGUGUUAGAUUAUUUAUCGAGGGUACCAUGCGAUAAAGAAUUGCGUGAAUGGCGAGAAUUCAAAGUGACACCAUCGUCAAAUGGACGUGAAAAAGAAAAGAAGCCUAAAUAA
Necator americanus (New World hookworm) is the source of this 2625-nucleotide messenger RNA. RefSeq lists its product as uncharacterized. The transcript has 26 exons. NCBI's taxonomy places the organism in Eukaryota, Metazoa, Nematoda, Chromadorea, Rhabditida, Ancylostomatidae. Bases 1 to 2625 code for a protein of 874 amino acids. Gene Ontology annotation, cellular component: synaptic vesicle membrane. Gene Ontology annotation, molecular function: calcium ion binding. The record is from RefSeq and is a predicted model, not a curated record. Gene Ontology annotation, biological process: regulation of neurotransmitter secretion.